Messenger RNA from Salvelinus namaycush (lake trout), 1167 nucleotides. Its product is annotated as G-protein coupled estrogen receptor 1. Gene Ontology annotation, biological process: G protein-coupled receptor signaling pathway; cellular response to estradiol stimulus. Gene Ontology annotation, molecular function: G protein-coupled receptor activity; nuclear estrogen receptor activity. Lineage: Eukaryota; Metazoa; Chordata; Actinopteri; Salmoniformes; Salmonidae. The record is from RefSeq and is a predicted model, not a curated record. The transcript has a single exon. Gene Ontology annotation, cellular component: membrane. Bases 1 to 1107 code for a protein of 368 amino acids.
AUGAUUCAAGACCUUCAAAGCAAAGACACAGGCAGUAUGGAAGUGCAGACCACCUCUCUGGUUCAGGUAUAUGUCAACGGUACGGAGCAACUAAACACCUCAUACGACUACAACGUCACGGACGCGUCUGAGAACCCAGACACCUAUCAGUUCUAUACCAUCGGCCUCUUCCUCUCCUGCCUCUACACCAUCCUCCUCUUUCCCAUCGGCUUCAUUGGGAAUAUACUCAUCCUGGUGGUCAACCUCAACCACAGGGAGAAGAUGACCAUCCCGGACCUCUACUUUGUCAACCUGGCGGUCGCAGACCUCAUCCUGGUGGCAGACUCCCUCAUCGAGGUCUUCAACCUCAAUGAGAAGUACUAUGAGUACGCUGUUCUGUGUACCUUCAUGUCCUUAUUCCUGCAGGUCAACAUGUACAGCAGCAUCUUUUUCCUGACAUGGAUGAGCUUUGACCGCUACGUGGCUCUGGCCAGCUCCAUGAGCAGUAGUCCUCUGAGGACCAUGCAGCACGCCAAGCUCAGCUGCAGCCUUAUCUGGAUGGCCUCCAUCUUGGCUACGCUGCUCCCCUUCACCAUCGUCCAGACCCAGCACCGCGGCGAGGUGCACUUCUGCUUCGCCAACGUCUUUGAGAUCCAGUGGUUAGAGGUGACCAUCGGCUUCCUGGUGCCCUUCUCCGUCAUUGGCCUGUGCUACUCGCUGAUCGUGCGUAUCUUGAUGCGGGCGCAGAAGCACCGGGGCCUGUGGCCUCGCAGACAGAAGGCCCUGAGGAUGAUCGGGGUGGUGGUGCUGGUGUUCUUCAUCUGCUGGCUGCCUGAGAACAUCUUCAUCAGCAUCCAGCUGCUGCAUGGCACGGACGACCCGGCCCAGCGCAGCACCUUCAGCGGCCACCUGUGGCACGACUACCCGCUGACGGGUCACAUCGUCAACCUGGCCGCCUUCUCCAACAGCUGCCUCAACCCCAUUAUCUACAGCUUCCUGGGGGAGACCUUCAGGGACAAGCUAAGACUCUUCAUCAAGCAGAAGGCCAGCUGGUCCGUGCUCUACCGCUUCUGCCACCACACCCUAGAUUUACACAUACCUGUGAGGAGUGAGGUGUCAGAGGUGUGAUGCUGCAGGAUCAGCAACAUCUUUGUAUGAAAGGUUUGGAUGUAACAGAACUCCAGGGGG